This is a messenger RNA of Calypte anna (Anna's hummingbird), 2742 nucleotides long. It is a transcript of the gene SLC71A1, whose product is annotated as major facilitator superfamily domain containing 14A. Gene Ontology annotation, molecular function: transmembrane transporter activity. Lineage: Eukaryota; Metazoa; Chordata; Aves; Apodiformes; Trochilidae. Gene Ontology annotation, cellular component: membrane. The record is from RefSeq and is a predicted model, not a curated record. Gene Ontology annotation, biological process: transmembrane transport.
AGUGGCGGCAACGAGGGGAGGGGAGGCGUAGGCCCGGCUGCUGGGGAGGGUCCGCUGCUGACCCCGCUCCUCCUCCCUUCCCCUUCCCCCCCGGGGCUGUAGGAUGGUAAAAUGACGCAGGGGGGGAAGAAGAAGAAACGCGCUGUGAACCGCAGUAUCAUGCUGGCCAAGAAAAUCAUCAUUAAGGACGGCGGGACGCCUCAAGGAAUAGGUUCACCUAGUGUCUACCAUGCUGUUAUAGUGAUCUUCUUGGAGUUUUUUGCUUGGGGACUCUUGACAGCACCUACUCUGGUGGUUUUGCAUGAAACCUUCCCAAAACAUACAUUUCUAAUGAAUGGUCUAAUUCAAGGUAAAGGUAAGGUGGUGAAAGGCUUAUUAUCAUUCCUCAGUGCCCCACUCAUAGGUGCCCUGUCUGAUGUGUGGGGACGAAAGUCCUUCUUGCUGCUAACAGUAUUUUUCACCUGUGCACCAAUACCACUGAUGAAGAUCAGCCCAUGGUGGUACUUCGCUGUUAUCUCCGUCUCAGGAGUUUUUGCAGUGACGUUUUCUGUGGUUUUUGCAUAUGUAGCAGAUAUAACCCAAGAACAUGAAAGAAGCAUGGCCUAUGGUUUGGUUUCGGCAACUUUCGCAGCAAGUUUAGUUACCAGCCCUGCUAUCGGUGCCUAUCUUGGUCGAGUCUAUGGAGACAGCUUGGUGGUGGUCCUGGCCACAGCAAUAGCCUUGUUAGACAUUUGUUUUAUUCUUGUUGCUGUACCAGAAUCGCUGCCAGAGAAGAUGAGGCCAGCAUCUUGGGGAGCACCCAUUUCAUGGGAGCAGGCUGACCCUUUUUGCAGUAAGCUAUUUAAAUAUGGAAUAUUUUAUUUUUGGGCCAGGACCUCAAUUGUGCUGCUCAUCUGCAUAACAGUCUUUCUUUCCUACCUCCCUGAGGCAGGGCAUAUUCCAGGCUUCUUUCCUAUAACCUCAGACAGGAUAAUGGGAUUUUCAUCUGAAAGUGUUGCAGCAUUUAUAGCAGUUCUUGGAUUCUUUCCAUUAUUGCGCCAGACAAUAGUUUUGAGUUUACUUAUGCGGUCCAUUGGGAACAAAACCAUCCUACUGGGCCUAGGGUUUCAAAAUCUACAGCUUGCAAUGUAUGGCUUUGGAUCAGAACCAUGGAUGAUGUGGGCAGCUGGGGCUGUUGCAGCCAUGUCCAGUAUUACUUUCCCAGCUGUAAGCGCAUUGGUUUCACGAACUGCUGAUGCUGACCAACAGGGUGUUGUUCAAGGGAUGAUAACAGGAAUUCGAGGACUGUGUAAUGGUUUGGGACCAGCACUUUAUGGCUUUAUAUUCUAUAUAUUUCACGUUGAACUGAAUGAACUCCCCAUGCCUGAAUCGCCAUCAGGAGGUAGUGUGGUCGCACAGUACCAUUUACAACAAAAUUCUAUCAUUGCUGGACCCCCAUUCUUGUUUGGAGCGUGCUCUGUGCUGCUGGCACUACUUGUUGCCUUGUUCAUUCCUGAACAUACAAACCUAAAUGUACGAUCCAGCAACUGGAAGAAACACUGUGGCAGCCAUGGCCACCCCCCACAGUCCACAGCUCGUGAAGCUAAAGAACCAUUAUUGCAAGAUACAAAUGUAUGACAGGAUCCAGGAAGAUCUUUUAGGACUUUUUUUUCAGCAGCAGUUUGGGAUACACAUUCCAUGAAACAUCCAGUUUUUAAGGGUAACCUUAAGAAACAGCUUUCUGCAUGAAAUUUAUAGGUAAUGUUAAAAAAAAAAAAAGUUUCUCCAAAGAUGUUGCCAUUGAGUUCAUAAUUUGCUUUUCAAAACCAACUGUCACUUACUCCUCUCUUGACAUGAAAUACUGUUAAAGUAAACCUUACCUCUAGUUCAGAGUCAGAAUGGAGACCAGGCAUGAGCAUGUGUCAUUCUCUUUCCUUAAGGUGGUGAGCUUUAAUUCUAGUCAUGCUAAGUCUCAAUGAGACAGAGUAGCCAUCUGUGUGGACCCAUUCAUUUUAAUGUUGUAAAAUCUUGGGUCAGAUGAUUCAAGCCUUAAUGUAAAUGUACUUGAGUAGGGAGAAGGUGAAUUGGUAUAAUUUAUUUAAGAAGUCAUAUGGCAGGGUGUUUUUUUAAGUUUGUACUGAUAUAAAGAUCACAUGAAGCACGCUUGCUGAACAGUAAAAGUUAUUUUAUUGUAAGUGCAUUUACUCUUUCUAUUUUUGAAUAAACGUAGUAUCAAACACUUGUUUAAAUAUUAAGUGGGUGUUUUGAGCCUACAAAUUUUCAUACUGGCUCUAAAACUCCGCUUUCCUAAGUACCGUUUAUUAUACCACUAUAUUUCUGAUGUUUGCGUAAAUCAUAAAAGGACCUCAAAACUUGAAUACACAGAGACUGAAAUAUAAGCUGAUAGCCUUGAACACAUCCGUAUGCUAUAUCGUGGCCUUUGAGGACUGUCGCAAAAUAACCCUUUUGCAUUACAGAGCUAAUGUUUUUAGUCCUAAAUUUUCAGGAUCCUUAGUAGCACGAAGAGAGCUUUAUAAAUACUGAUGUGAAUUUCUCUAAAAAGUUGUAUAUUUUUGUGUCCAGUUGUAUUAUUUAAGUGUUCUUUGUAUAAAUUUGUGUAUAAAGUGAUUGUAUAGGUUUAAAAUGUUUUUCAUCUUGUGGUUAUUGCUUAAUGCUUUUUUACCUUCAAACAUUCACCAUGGUUGACCAAGAGCAGGAAAAAAUUAUGUAAUAUACUGGUAAUAAGUUGAAUAUUUUAAUGAA